This is a messenger RNA of Bursaphelenchus okinawaensis, 1493 nucleotides long. Lineage: Eukaryota; Metazoa; Nematoda; Chromadorea; Rhabditida; Aphelenchoididae. The record is from the annotation of a GenBank genome assembly.
AUGUCAUCGUCCCUGGCUCAACUGACCCAAGUCAAGUGUCCUAUCUGUUUGGAGCGCUACGCAAUUCAGGAUUCGCAACAGUUGAGUUGUGAGCACCGUUUCUGUUUGACAUGCCUGAGUUUGUCAAGUAACCUGGGGACAUGUCCUGUGCCUGGUUGUGGGACAAUGAGGAAUUUGGAGGUAAUGGUGGACGAGGUGGAUGAUAACGAUGAAUCGGCCGGUGGUGACGAUGAUGGUGAUCGACAUAAACGGGUUCUGUUUGCACCGAAUAUGUUACAGUUAGAGGAAAGGCAGCGGUAGGGGAUUUUUGUGGGUUGUAUAGUAUUUUAGAUAAUAUAUUAGUUUUAGUUUUUUUAAUUUGCGUAUUUAGUCUAGUACAAUAUUUUUAAUAUAAAAUUUUGUGGUUUCUUGAAUAAAAUUUUCUUUUUUAGUUGUGAAGUAGUCAGAGGAAUGUUUCAAUGUGUAAAUGUAGCCAGGAUGACAAUGAUUGACUGUCAACAUCGUGUUUGUUUUGACUGUGUAGCCAAAAGUGUGUCAUCAGCUGAUUCUUUGAGUAAGGGACCUUAUGAUUUUUUUAUUGUUAAAAAAAACUAAGAAAAUUAAAAAAUUAAGUGGUGUUUUCAAAUACUGUUGAAUUUUAGAUGAUGUGCCAAGAUGCCCGAUGUCAAGAUGUGCCAAUUUGUUAACUCGUGCUGAAGUUGCUCAUGUUAGUGAAAAGGUUAUCAAUUUGUUUCCGGUUUUCAAACGAAUGUCUUCAAAACUUCCUGAUAUCACAGACGAUAGCAAACCAGCAGUAUGUGUUUUAUAUUAUAUAAAGCACAGCCUUAAAUUUUUGUGUUUUUAAAAUUUGAAUAUUUUUUUAAAUUUUUGUUUCAUCAAGCCUAAAACAAUACCUAACGCUACAUAGAUUAAUGUUAUGCCCAAUCUAUUACCACAAUUUUAAGAUGAAGGACGAGAUCCGACUGUUUUGUUCGAUUUACGGCGCAAACUCGAUCACCAAGUCCAUCAACAUACCUAAAGUCUGUGUUUUGCCAGAUAUGAUUAACGCCAUUAUGCAAAUUUUGAAAGUGGACAAAAACAGAACUCCGUCGUCGAUUGGUAUCUUUAUCAGAGUUGAAAGUGGUAUGUUUGAUAGCAAAUUGUUUUCCAGAUAGUAAUAUUUUUAGUUUCUCCUCUAAGAAUACAGUAACCCGAUUUUUUAAUUGAUUUACAUAGAUGGUUCUAAUUGAAGUACCAAACAAGUACUGUUUUUUUAACUUUUUUUAGCUUAAGGUUGUGGAAAAAUGAAGAGCUAUUACUUAUUAUACAUGCUAUAAAGUAUGUUAAGGUAAAACCAUAAUACGGUAUUACUUUUGUUAUUUCCAGAAAAAUCCAAAAUCAAGUUUGAGUACAUGAACUUGAAGACUUUGGCCAAAAAGACGGUAAAAGAUGCCGCUCUCACAGACAAGACCCACAUCGUACUGGACUUGAACAACGAACUUAGAAGAAAUUAA